Messenger RNA from Oenanthe melanoleuca, 10086 nucleotides. It is a transcript of the gene ZNF148, whose product is annotated as zinc finger protein 148. The record is from RefSeq and is a predicted model, not a curated record. Lineage: Eukaryota; Metazoa; Chordata; Aves; Passeriformes; Muscicapidae. Gene Ontology annotation, cellular component: nucleus. Gene Ontology annotation, molecular function: DNA-binding transcription factor activity, RNA polymerase II-specific; RNA polymerase II cis-regulatory region sequence-specific DNA binding. The coding region runs from base 238 to 2610 and encodes 790 amino acids. Gene Ontology annotation, biological process: regulation of transcription by RNA polymerase II. The transcript is spliced from 7 exons.
CGCGGACGCUCGGCGGAGCAGCAGGAAGGAGCCGCCGCCGCCGCCGCCGCUCCCCCCGGGCUCCCCCCGCCGCCGCCGCCGCCCCGCCGGCCCCCCCUGCCCGCGCCCCGCCGCCCCCGCCAUGCCCGGGGCCGCGGCACGGCCGCUCUGAGCCGCCGCCGCCGCCGCCGCGCCCCGGCCCGGCCCGGCCCGGCCGCCUUCUCCUCGCAGCUCUGCGGCCGGUAAUUGCACUUAAGAAUGAACAUUGAAGACAAGCUGGGAGGAUUAUUUCUUAAAUGUGGUGGCAUAGACCAGAUGCAGUCAUCCAGGGCUAUGGUAGGGAUGGGUGCAGUAUCUGACCAGUCUGGAGUAUCGAGAGAACGGCAAGAGGCAGUGCUUCAAGAUCGGACUAUGCCGCACCAAGAAAUUCUUGCAACAGAUGAAGUGUUACAGGAAAGUGAACUUCGACAGCAAGAGAUGAUUUCACAUGAUGAACUCAUGGUCCAUGAGGAGACGGUAAAAAAUGAUGAUGAAAUGGAUGCUCAAGAUAGACUUCCUCAAGGGCUGCAGUAUGCUGUUAAUGUCCCUAUCAGUGUAAAGCAAGAAAUUACCUUUACUGAUGCAUCUGAACAACAGAAACGAGACAAAAAACAAAUACGAGAGCCAGUAGAUUUGCAGAAAAAGAAGAAAAGAAAACAGCGUUCACCAGCAAAAAUCCUUACAAUAAAUGAGGAUGGAUCACUUGGUCUGAAAACCCACAAAUCUCAUGUUUGUGAGCAUUGCAAUGCUGCCUUUAGAACCAACUACCAUUUACAGAGACAUGUCUUCAUUCAUACAGGUGAAAAACCAUUUCAGUGCAGUCAGUGCGACAUGCGUUUCAUACAGAAGUACCUGCUACAGAGGCAUGAGAAGAUUCAUACUGGUGAAAAGCCAUUUCGUUGUGAUGAAUGUGGUAUGAGGUUUAUUCAGAAGUAUCACAUGGAAAGGCACAAAAGAACUCACAGUGGAGAGAAGCCUUACCAGUGUGAAUAUUGUUUGCAGUAUUUCUCCAGGACCGAUCGUGUGCUGAAACACAAACGUAUGUGCCAUGAGAACCGCGAGAAGAAACCCAACAGAAGUGCCACCAAAGUUGGCUUUUUGCCAUCGGAGGAAGAUUCUGGUUUCUCGACGCCUCUGAAAGACAGCUCCUUGCCAAAGAAGAAAAGGCAGAAAACAGAGAAAACAAAAUCUGGGGAUAAGGAAAGUACAGAUAAAUCAGAACACAAGAAGGACAAAAAUGACUAUUUGCCUUUGUACUCUUCUAGUACGAAAGUAAAAGAUGAGUAUAUGGUAGCGGAAUAUGCUGUGGAGAUGCCGCAUUCUUCGGUCGGCGGAUCACACUUAGAGGAAGCAAAUUCUGGAGAAAUACACCCACCGAAGCUCGUUCUCAAGAAGGUCAACAAGAGGAGUCUAAAGCAGCCACUUGAGCAAAGUCAAACCAUUUCACCUUUAUCUACAUAUGAAGACAGCAAGGUUUCAAAGUAUGCCUUCGAUCUUGUGGAUAAGCAAAGUUUACUGGACUCUGAAGGUAAUGCUGACAUUGAUCAGGUCGACACAUUACAGGAAGGGCCCAGUAAACCAGUACACAGCAGCACUAACUAUGAUGAUGCAAUGCAGUUUUUAAAGAAAAAGAGGUAUCUGCAAGCAGCUAGUAACAACAGUCGAGAAUAUGCCUUGAAUGUAAGUACCAUAGCAUCUCAACCUUCAGUAACGCAGGCAGCUGUGGCCAGUGUCAUUGAUGAAACUGCUACAGCCUCAAUACUAGACACACAGGCACUGAAUGUUGAAAUUAAAGGUAACCAUGACAAAAAUGUCAUUCCAGAUGAGGUACUGCAAACUCUGUUAGAUCAUUAUUCACACAAGGCUAAUGGACAGCAUGAGAUCUCUUUCAGUGUGGCUGACACGGAAGUGACCUCCAGUAUAUCCAUCAAUUCCGCUGAAGUAUCUGAGGUGACCCAGUCUGAGACAGUUGGAACAAGCUCUCAAGCUUCCUCAUCAGAUAAAGCUAGUAUGUUACAAGAAUAUUCGAAGUUUUUACAACAAGCUUUGGACAGAACUAGCCAAAAUGAUGCCUAUUUGAACAACUCGAGCCUUAAUUUUGUGACUGAUAACCAGACUCUUACAACCCAGCCAGCAUUUCCUUCCAUGGAGAAGGUCUACACAUCUAUACCCGUCAAUAGCUUUCGGUCGGGCAUGAACUCUCCAUUAAGAACAACUCCAGACAAGUCUCACUUUGGACUAAUGGUUGGUGAUUCUCAGCACCCUUUUCCCUUUUCAGGUGAUGAGGCAAAUCAUUCUUCUUCCUCCUCUACACAGGACUUCUUGGAUCAAGUAACUUCUCAGAAGAAAGCAGAGGCACAGUCUGUUCAUCAAGCAUAUCAAAUUAGCUCCUUUGAGCAGCCCUUUAGAGCUCAGUACCAUGGGGCAAGAGCUGGAAUUUCCUCUCAGUUUAGCACUGCCAAUGGACAGGUGAACCUUCGGGGACCAGGGACAAGUGCUGACUUCCCAGAAUUUCCCUUGGUGAAUGUAAAUGAUAGCAGAGCUGGGAUGACUUCUUCACCUGAUGCCACAACAGGCCAGACUUUUGGCUAAGAAAUCUUUGUAAAUAAUACUGGCACUUUAGAACACAUUUGUCAAAAGGGGGUUGCUCUGUAUAAGAUGGAGUUCUGUACAGCUUUUAAGAGCGCUAUGUUAAAACAAAAGUAAGCUGAUAUUAGCAAGACCAAUAACUGCUUCUUUUUUUUUUUCUUUUUUUUUUUUUUUUUUAAUUUUUUGUUAGCCAUCAGUCAUUGAACUGCCUGAUGUUGGUGCCCCUAUCAAAGGCAGUUUAUUAUUCACUUGUUUGAAUCCAGAAAAUAUUUUACCUUCUAUGAAAUGUUAAAAUAAACAAAAUCCCCAGGUAAGACUUUCCCCCAUGAUUGUUUCCUUGCUGGUUUUCUUGUAUGCUUUGGGAGGACAGUUUAUUGUCUGAUACUACUCACAUUGUCAUUUCUAAGCUUGUCAGCAUAGUCAUUGCCCUUCAGCAGGGAAUCAAUGUGUACUAAACACACAGAAUAAACAAGUAAGUUUCAGAAGUCAAACAAAUAUGGCUUUAAAAGAAAGCAUUUUCUAGAAAAAUCUUCAGUCUCUCCCAAAAUAAUUUUAGACCAUGUGCCCUUUAUUUCUGCUUUGCAUUACCUUGAGUUGUGUUUGGAGGGAAAGAAAGUGAAUUCUGAUAGACUAACUCUACUAUUUAAAAGUCUAAUUAAUUUAAAAUACUUUAAACACUUUUUUAAGCAAAAUGCCUAACUGCUAAAGCCUUUACUUCAUUCCCGAAGUAAUGUGUAUUUCUUUGUACAGCUGAAUCUAGAUGUAACUUUUUAAUGACUUUUUCAUAUGCAGAAACCAAGAUUUUGAAGUUUUAGUUAAAAUACUCUGUAGAUGACAUUCCCAAUUGCAAAAUGCUUACACAAACAGUGUAUUCCAAGAUUUAAAAGCCUAAUUGUACUUUACCCUACAUACUCAUAACGAUUAACAUAGAGCACUUAGCCAACUUUAUAGUUUUUGAUUUCUCAAAAAAUAAAACCAUUUUUAGAUGUUUAGGUUUGAUACGGUUGCAUCAUUUUCAUCUCAUACAGCAGCUCCAGUAAUUCUUUUCAACAUACUUGAGAUUGGGUAAUUUUAGCUUCUGUAAAAACUGUUUUAAUUCUCUGUCUAGAAUUUUGACAAUUUCUAUUGUUAAAUUUAUUGAAGUAUCCCUGAAAACUGAAGAAGUGGGCAUUCAAAUUCCCCAUUUUUUAGUGUUUGCUUAGUGAAAGUCACUACAAUUUUACCAGCCUAAACUGGUGAAUGAUGCUAGUGAAAAGGAUUUCUUUUUCCAGCCUAGGAGAGUGAUCAGAAGUUUUCAUUGCAUUUCACAGUAUAAAUAAACUGCAAAGUUUAUCCCUGUACCAUGAAUAUGUUUUUUUGAAUAGUACUUUGUCUUGAAGUAUACAGUAUGGUACGAUAAGUAGUUCUGUGUGCAUUUUUAAGGUGGUAAGAUUUGAAUAGCCUAACUAUUGUGUAGUUUAAGUUAACAAAUUUCAGAUUUUUGAACUGUAUGUUCAUUCUAUUGCACCUUCCCUAAAGGGACACUGUCUGGUAGUUCAAGGCAGUUUAAGCCUCAUGUAGGCUGAUUAACCAGGGAAAAACACACACACAUACACACGCACACACACACACACACACACACAUAGGUAGGUGUGUAUAUGGUGGUUUUUUAAAUAGGAUUUCAUCCAGGUUUUUACACCACUGUUACUAGCUGGUGUCUCUCAGACAAAGCCAUCAGGUAGGAGAAAAGGCUGCAUCUCAAGGGGCUAAAAUAUAUCCUGUCUUUUAAGAAAGGACUUGAGCAGGACCUAGAACAGUUCCCACCUCUUACCAAAGCAGUAGCAAUAUUUUUCUGAAUUUUGAUUACUGGGAAACUGAUCCCACUUUGUCUUUUCCCUUAUGGUAGCACUACUACAGCACUAACUUUGCUUGGUACAGUUGAGGGAGAAAGGGCAUUUAUUAUCCAUAGCCUGCUUCUUCUAUUGGCAAGAAUACGGUUUAUAUAAACAAAUUUCUUAAUACUUUUGUAUAAGAAAGCAGGCUUUUUUGAUUUGUUGACUCUGUGUGUAAAACAGUAAGGCAUUUCAGCGUGCUAUGAAUUGCCAGUAAUUUUGUCUGAAUAUUUGGCCACAACUUGAAAAGAGUGGGCAUCAAGAGAGAAAAGUGAAUUCCUUAUGGAUUAUUAAUGAUACAUGUAAAGAAAUUUCUUUGAAAGAAUAUUUUUAAACUGAUUCGUGGUCUCUCUGUUUUUCUUCCUUUAUGGUCAGUUUGUUUUUUUUACUUUCCAUUCUGUGUUGCACAGAAAUAACAAAAAGGGUCCCUAUAUCCCAGGAAACCACCUCUUGUAAGGCAUACUUUGUUUUCAGUGUUCAUUUCCAUGACAUCCUAGCUUGCAGUGCCUGAAUAAAACUGUGUUGGCACUUUUGUUCCUAUGCCCUGAUGUUGCAAGGAGAUGGCAAUUGUACUAUUUGUUAAAUAUAGCAAGGAACAGAAGAAAAAAAAAGGCUGGGUUAUUACUGUGUUACUGCACUGCUGUGGGCCUAUAGGGAGGUAAGAGGAAUGAAGCCUCCUUCUCCCUAAGGGGUCUGACUCAGCUUUAUUUAAAAAAAGUUGCAUUGACACCCUGGUGUGAGAAUGUGAUUGAGGACUCUGAGAGUGGCUCUCCCAUGCCAUGGUCACACUUGGGAAUCACUCCGGGUGUGUGAGGGAGCAGGCUGCUGUACAGACUCGAGGAACUUGCUCUUCCCUGCAGCCAAAUGGGGAUCACCAGAGGAGCUGCUGUUCCUUACAUCACAGCUCAUUCCCUGGCCUGCUGCUGAGCCAUUCCAGCUGCACUCUGUGCCUUAGGACAGGCUGUGAGGUCCCGUCCAAGCCACAGGGACUGUCCUGUAGGGUUCUUCCACGUGUACGAGCAAAGCAGUGGUGUGAGUAGCUGAUCUGCUGAUGCUUGAAGCUUUCUGCACUGGAGGAGUUAGCCAAAUAUACUGCUGUGAUUUCCUGAGUACAUCCCCUUUCAUCCUGGAAUAAGUGUUUAUGUAGUUCUGGGAGGUUUAGUUCUGUAAAAAGCUCUUGCUUAUUCAAUGAUGGCAUUAUUUAAUAAUGUUUUUCACUGCUCUUUUAAUCUGCUGCAGAUGCACACUUUUCAUGUUGGUCUGGUCAUUUUUGUUAGUUUUCUGUGUAUGUCUGGAAAAAAGCAGCUCUGUUCCUGUGCUGUCAGUAUAAGGCUGGGGUGAGCAUGGAGAUUCCUCUGAGCUAACAGCAGGCAUUCUUACUGAAAGGUCAAGCGAGCACCAGAUAUGUGUGUGUGUGUAAGGUGGGAAUUUUGGGGAUAUCUACUAGUGAUAGCGCAAUGAUAAUUUUGAAAAAAAGAGGAAAUUGAUGACAUUUAUUACCAAACUCUCUCUCUAUAUACAUAUAUAUAUAUACACACAUGCACUUAUGAAUAGGCCAUAUUUUGGUCCUAAAUUACUUGACAGUGUCCCUUUUAGCAUGAAUCUUUUGAUAUGUUUUUCCAUUAAUAUAACAGACAAUGAAGGAAUCAGCUUGUAAUGGUAUACUAAUAGGCAUUUACAUUUUCUUCAUUUGAUUUGAGAAUGAAUUAAUCAUAAAUGACAAGUUUUGGGGAGAAGGAUUAACCAUGUGUAUUACUGUAUGUUGGUUUACAAAUAACAGCAUAAACAAUUUAAAUUGGAUGAUAAAAGAACCAUGUUUAUGAUCUUGUGUCUCCUAGUGUUGUCUUUAGGAAAAUUGUGUUUCAAGAAGAAAAUAGGACAAGAAAGUAUUCAUGUGAAAUAACACUUGUAUUAUUUUUAUAUUGUACUUGUCAGUUUUUUUGGAUGAUGGGAGCUUUUCAUUGUUAAUUGAGAAGUACAGUAAAAUCUUGCUAAUUCGCUGACCUCUAAACAGAGCAUCUGACAGGUUUCUACAUCCCUCAUGGUCCUUUCCCACCUCUCUGCAAUGGUCUAAAAAGUACUGUAGCAAGGUCUCACACAAUAAUACUGUACUACUUCACCCAAGUAUACUACAGCAUCCAUAUUAGUAUACUGGGAGGUAGAAGAAGUAUUGAAAACUAAAUUGCAAUCGUCAAAAUAAAUGAACAAAGUACAUUUUGUGAUGUGACAUCCUUGCUUUUGUUGCCUGCUUCUUCACUAUUUUCAAAAAUUGUAAUUUGUAAAGGGUUUCUAAGGCAUUGCUGCGAAUUAUUGGGGUUCUACUGUAACUUUUGGAGUUUAUUCCAAAGUAUUCAUGUUCUCCUAUGAAAACUUUCCAGCUGGACAGAUACAUUAUAUUCCAUGCUCUAUCAGAAUAUUUUUAUAGUAUUUGUAUCAUAUGUAGUAACAAUUUGAAAUGAACCAGAAUAUUUGGAUGAAUUCACUCUGAAUUUUGCAGCAUUGGAUUACAUUAUGUAUGUAUAUUUGCUAACUAAAUUUUCUUGGCUUUGAGAGCUUUGAUUUUUAUUCUUUGUUUGCUUGUUUUAAUACCAUUACAAAUUGCAGGGAAAAUCCUAAUACUCCUGGGAAUCCUUUUGGAAAUGUUAACAGGUAGAAAUAUGUUUAUGCAGUCGGUACCAGUACACAUGUGAACUUUCAAAUUACAUGGUUGGUACUGAAGCAGAUGAAUAAUGUUGCAGUUUCCUAGAGUUAAAUGUUUUACUAAAAUGAAGCCUUGUAACUUUGAAAGUUCCUUGGACUUAGGGUAAUGCAUGUUUAUGUUAGGCAUGUAAUGCAUUUAGCUGAAACUCACUUGGCAAAGGACAAGUACUAAGAAAGUAUUACUGCUAAUGAAAAGACAUGUCUUUGAUUUGAAAUUUAAACUUCUGUUCAAGUUCAAUUUGCUUCAUGUCAGGGAAAUAAAUUUAUAGUUGCUUUUGCUCUACUCAACAUAUAAAACCUUCUGUUUCCUUUUUAAAAUUACAUCUUUUGGUAGGAGACACAAACUGAGGCAAGCAAACAUUUCUAAGAGUUGUUUCUUGCUUUCCUUGAUCCAAUGGAUGGAAAGGUAAUAUUGUGUAAACAACAUUAUUUUAUUUUUUUAUGCAAUAUCAUGCUGUAAAUAUGAUUUAUCAAAUAAGGAUGUACUUAUGAUUGAAUCUUUGAUUCUGCACAGCUAGAGUUUAUAUAUAAAUAUAAAUGUGUCUUGACAAUCAAGGACUUAUGUCAGUCUUCCUUUAUGACGUUUCUUAUUGUUAUGCAUUCCAUUUGUUUGACUUGAGUAUUUGUAUUGUCUGUAAAGUAUGUAAUGUUUUUAUAGCUUGUUUAAAAACAAACAGAAAAGCCUGUAAAUAUGAACUGAUCACAGUACUGCUCUGUUAGAAGGCAUAUGAUGAUGUACUGUUUGUAAGCAAUAAUACAUGACAGUGCUAACUUGACGAGUAGCAUAAGGAUAAAUUCCAAAAAUACCUUUGGGAGUUAAUAGCCUUGUUUGAGUUAAUGAAUAUUCUUAAUCAUUUUUUUAUAAAUAAAUUGAGAUGUCCUCCUGCUGGAAUAUAUAACAUUGUUUACAGAGCACAAUUUCAGUCACAGAGAGGACAGUCUUUAGAUCUAUGGCUUCGUCCACUUUGAGUGAGAAAUGAAUGGCUUGGCUGCACUUCUGCGAGACGAGGAAGACUGCUAAGGUUGAAUAGCUGUGUCUCUGAAGGAUCAGAGAUGCUAUUCUGCUUCUGUGCUGAUUCCUGCCAGUUCCUCUACAUAAAUUUGGAGUCUUUAAGUCCUGAUAUUGAACUGAUGAGACUUGGGCCACCCAUAGAAAGGAAUAGUUCUCUUCUUAUUUGAUAUGCAGAUAAACAGUGAACUUUUGAGUCACCUCUUCCUUUGAGUUGCAUAUUUUUCAAAUUAUGAGCUAUGAGAUGCUGAGAUGGGUUUAUUCUGAUAAACUAGAUGUCAAACUUAUAGUUUGAAUUGAAUAGGUAUUAGACUUUACAGAGCAGCAUAUCUAUUUGAACAGUCAUUAUUGCUUUAGAACCUCCCCCCUCCCAAUUUAUAAAUGUAUAUGACCUACAUUUUAUAGAAAAAGAAAUGUUUUUAAAUGCUAGUCAUUUAUAUAAUAUGUGCUUUGAAGGAUUUGCUAGUCCACUUCUGUCACUUUUAGUACACUGGUAUCUUUUAUAUGUAAUGUAUGCUUUUUAUUAUUAUAAUUAUUAUUAUAAUUAUUAUUAUUGUAGACAUUUCAGUAGGAGGAAUUUUGCAACAGUAUGAGGGGUUGAAAUUUUCAUUGUCAGAAAUGAAUUAUACUGGACUUUGUCUGUGUAGUCUUGUCUUUCUUUAAAUACUGUCUGGAAGGGAACUUGGUAUUCAAUAAAGCAAGCAACUUCCUUUUAUUUUGAAGGCAUAAUGUAUAGUGCUGAAUUGGAUCUGAAAAUGUAAUUGAUUUGAAGACAGAGAAAUUAGUACAAAAUCUAGUGUACAGAAGAAAUUGUCUUAUGAAAAAACUGAUGAUAUAUAUAGUGAAACACUGUUACAGUGAAUUUCUGAUAUAGUGCUAUUUUCCUGAAAUCCAUAUGCCUUCUUUGUAUUUCAGUUAAUUAAAAAAUGAUAAUUUGUAUAGAUAAAUUUAGAAUAAUAGGUUUAUUUCAAUCAUUAUACAGUAUUUCUUUAUCCUACAACAUCUAUUCCGUCCCUUUAUCAGACAAAAGACCGUGACCUGAAUUCCAUCAGUUGGAGUAUGUAUAUAUAGGUGAGAGAUGGUUUUAUAGGAACCUGGAAAGUAUGAAUUUGCAUAUUCCUUAUGUUUCUGACAGAAAUCAAUAUGUGAGUCUUUCAUUAUUCCUGUGAAAUGAGGAAUUUCCUGAUACCAAGAAGAGAGUGAGAGUGUGUGUGUGUAUGUGCGUGUGUGUGGGUCCAUGGAAGAUGUUAGGGUCUCAAGGCCAAAAUGAUAAAAGUAUAAAAGGAUUUAAUUUAGCUCAACACAUGACUUACAUUUAAUAUGUAAAAGAAACAUUUAAAUUUCAUAACUCAAAAAAAGACAAAAAUAGUUUUGCAGGGAACAAAACUAUUUGGAUAGCAGGCUUGACCAAAUGAAUUUUUUUUUUUUGGUUAAACUUGAUAUAUUUUAAAUGAUCCUAUUUCUGCCUUUAUUUCUACCCUAAAAGCAACUUAAAAUAUUUUGGGAGUUAUUCUUCCUGUUCAUUUGACUGUGAGUGUAAUUUAUAUCAUGGUUUACAAAAUGUGGCAUGAAGGAUUGGAUUGUUUUAUCUGUAUAAUACAAUGAAAGUUUGCUUUUUUUUACGUAAUCAUGGUGAAUGGUAUUGUAUUCUUAGGACUGAUUUAUUCAUUAAGUGACUUAAUGAGUUUCAUCACUUUUGACGUUAUUGUUUUCUUAUGGUUAACUUAGUCUUUUUGGGUUUAUAAUACCCUUCUAUGUAUUGUGAUACUAAGGGAAGUUAUGUUUUUGCUUUAUUUUUAAUUAAACUAAUAGUUUGAUAAUUUAUAUUUGCAAAUGAUGCAUUUUAAAUGUGGUCACUUGCUGUUUGAAAAAUAAAAAUAUAGAAUACUGUUUUAUGAA